Molecule: messenger RNA, 4652 nt
Organism: Rubroshorea leprosula
Lineage: Eukaryota; Viridiplantae; Streptophyta; Magnoliopsida; Malvales; Dipterocarpaceae
Source: the annotation of a GenBank genome assembly
AUCUUUCUUCAUAACACCACCUCUUCUACCCUAUGAAAGCAGGGUUGGCAUUUUAAGUAGUGCCUUGAAACCACCUAUUUCCUUAGACAUUUUCAAGAUUUUCGUCUAUAAUUCAAAUAAAAAACCAAUUCAGUAGCCAGAAGAAGUAGAAAUCUCACCUUUUUUUUUUUUGUUCUUCUCUGAAAAGUUUUCUGAGUUUGAUUGUUCUUAUGGACGCUGGGGAUCUUUACAAAGCGGGUAGUAGCUUCCGAGCUGGCAGUUCCUCAAUAUGGAGGGACAGCGGCAUGGAAGUGUUUUCAAGGUCUUCCAGAGAUGAAGACGACGAGGAGGCUCUCAAGUGGGCUGCUCUUGAGAGAUUGCCCACCUAUACACGGUUGAGGAAAGGUAUACUCACCACCUCUCACGGCGGCGCUAAUGAAAUUGAGGUCGAAAAACUUGGGUGGAAAGAAAGGAAGAUUUUGAUUGAGAGGUUGAUGAAGGAAGAGGAUAACGAACAGUUCUUGUUGAAGUUCAAGGAACGGAUGGAUAGGGUCGGAAUUGAAAUUCCCACAAUUGAAGUACGAUUCAAGCAUCUAAAAGUUGAAGGAGAAGCUUAUGUGGGAAGCAGGGCUUUGCCAACCUUCAUCAACUCUGUUUGGAACAUGCUUGAGGGAUUCUUAAGUGCUCUUCAUCUUAUUUCGAGUAGAAAGAAACACCUGACCAUUCUCAACGAUGUCAGUGGAAUUGUCAAACCAGGGAGGUUGACUUUGCUUUUGGGUCCCCCAAGUUCUGGAAAAACCACUCUCCUGUUGGCUUUGGCGGGGAGGCUUGAUCCUGAUCUGAAGUGUUCCGGGAGUGUAACCUACAAUGGUCAUGAACUGCAUGAGUUUGUGCCUCAGAGAACUGCUGCCUACAUCAGUCAACAUGAUCUCCACAUCGGGGAAAUGACUGUAAGGGAAACUUUGGCUUUUUCUGCAAGAUGCCAGGGCGUAGGAUCGCGUUAUGAUAUGUUGGCCGAGUUGUCAAGAAGAGAGAAAGCAGCAAACAUUAAACCUGAUCCUGAUAUUGAUGUCUUCAUGAAAGCGGUAGUAACAGAAGGUCAGGAAACCAAUGUAAUCACAGAUUAUAUUCUAAAGAUUUUAGGACUGGAAGUGUGUGCAGAUACAAUGGUAGGAGAUGAAAUGAUAAGAGGCAUCUCUGGAGGACAGAAGAAACGUGUUACAACGGGGGAGAUGCUGGUUGGACCAGUAAAUGCACUUUUUAUGGAUGAGAUAUCUACUGGUUUGGACAGUUCAACAACAUUCCAAAUUGUGAACUCGCUCAAGCAAACUGUUCACGUUCUUAAUGGAACUGCAGUCAUUUCUCUCCUUCAGCCAGCACCAGAGACUUAUGAUCUUUUCGAUGACAUUAUCCUCAUUUCCGAUGGUCACAUUGUAUACCAGGGUUCCCGUGAACAUGUUCUGCACUUUUUUGAAUCCAUGGGGUUCAAAUGCCCUGAAAGAAAAGCUGUUGCAGACUUUUUGCAAGAAGUGACAUCUAAGAAAGAUCAAAUCCAGUAUUGGAUUAGAAGAGAUCAGCCUUAUAGGUUUGUCACAGAGAAGGAAUUUUCUGAGGCAUUCCAAUCGUUCCAAGAGGGACUGCGACUUGAAGAUGAGCUUGCAACUCCAUUUGACAAGACCAAGAGCCACCCAGCUGCUUUGGAAACAAAAAAAUACGGUGUUAGCAACAAAGAGUUGUUGAAGGCAACAUUUUCAAGAGAAGUCCUUCUUAUGAAGAGAAACUCUUUUGUCUACGCCUUCAAGCUCUUCCAACUCUUGUUCAUGGCUUCCAUUACUAUGACAAUCUUCCUAAGGACAAAGAUGAGCAAAGAUACAUUAUCCGGUGGAUCACUUUACACGGCUGCCUUGUUCUUUGGCCUGAUUUUGACCAUGUUUAAUGGAAUGGCUGAGCUGUCUAUGACCAUUGUUAAGCUUCCUGUCUUUUAUAAGCAAAGAGAUAUGCUAUUCUACCCUUCAUGGGUAUAUGCUCUACCAACAUGGAUACUAAAGAUCCCUGUAUCACUUCUUGAAGUUUCUGUUUAUGUAUUCAUCACCUAUUAUAUCAUUGGAUUUGAUCCUAAUGUUGGAAGGUUGUUUAAGCAGUACAUUCUUCUUGUGCUAGUUAGCCAGAUGGCUUCCGCAUUGUUCCGGUUAAUUGGAUCAAUUGCCAGAAACGUCAUUGUGGCUAAUACGUUUGGAUCAUUUGCAUUGCUAACACUAUUUGCAUUGGGUGGUUUUAUCCUGUCCCGUGAUGGUAUUAAGAAAUGGUGGAUAUGGGGUUACUGGGUUUCACCUCUGAUGUAUGGACAAAAUGCUAUCGUGGUGAAUGAGUUCCUUGGAAAGAGUUGGAGACAUGUUCUUCCAAACUCAACAGAGUCUCUUGGCAUCCAAAUUUUGAAAUCCCGCGGGUUCUUCACUGAGGCAUAUUGGUAUUGGAUAGGAUUUGGGGCGAUGCUUGGCUUCAUACUAUUAUUCAACAGUUGUUUUGCUGUGGCUCUUACCUUUCUCAAUCCAUUUGGAAAGUCGCGGAAUGUUAUACCAGAUGAACCACAAGGCAAUGAGCAAGCUGGGGAAACUAGUAGAGCUAUCCAGUUAUCAACCUAUGGAAGUACCUCUACUCACAGAACUGAAACGGAUGGAGAUCAAAUUAGAAGAGGCGCAUCAUCCAAGUCCUCAUCUGUGUCAGAGACAGCUUUUGAGGCGAUCCAAAAUAAGAAAAGAGGAAUGGUUCUACCAUUUGAACCACAUUCGAUCACCUUUGAUGAAAUCACAUAUGCUGUUGACAUGCCACAGGAAAUGAAAAAGCAGGGUACGGUUGAAGAUAAAUUAGUUCUAUUGAAGGGUGUGAGUGGUGCAUUUAGGCCUGGAGUUCUUACAGCUCUAAUGGGUGUUAGUGGUGCUGGUAAAACUACUCUGAUGGAUGUGCUUGCAGGCAGGAAAACUGGUGGCUACAUUGAUGGCAACAUAACAGUUUCAGGCUACCCGAAGAAGCAGGAAACAUUUGCUCGGAUAUCUGGAUACUGUGAGCAAAAUGACAUUCACACUCCUUAUGUUACUGUCUAUGAGUCCUUACUGUAUUCAGCUUGGCUUCGUCUACCCUCUGAAGUUGAUGCUGAAACUAGAAAGAUGUUCAUUGAGGAAGUGAUGGAGCUCGUUGAACUGAAUCCCUUAAGGAAUGCACUGGUAGGAUUACCAGGCUUGAAUGGUUUGUCAACUGAGCAAAGAAAGAGGCUAACCAUUGCAGUUGAGCUGGUGGCAAACCCUUCUAUAAUAUUUAUGGAUGAGCCAACUUCAGGGCUAGAUGCAAGAGCUGCUGCAAUUGUUAUGAGAACGGUCAGGAACACAGUGGACACUGGAAGAACAGUUGUUUGUACCAUCCACCAACCUAGCAUUGACAUAUUUGAAGCAUUUGAUGAGCUGUUUCUUUUGAAGAGGGGAGGACAGGAGAUAUAUGUAGGGCCAUUAGGUGGCCAUUCUUCUCAUCUUAUCAAGUAUUUUCAGGGUAUUGAAGGAGUUAGUAAAAUCAAAGAUGGCUAUAAUCCUGCAACUUGGAUGCUAGAAGUCACUACAACAGCUCAAGAAUUAGCUUUGGGUAUUGAUUUUGCUGAGGUCUACAAGAAAUCAGAUCUAUACAGGAGAAACAAAGAACUCAUCAAAGAUUUGAGCACGCCGUCUCCUGGUUCUAAAGAACUCUACUUUCCUACUAAGUACUCUCAGUCAUUCUUGACCCAAUGUUCUGCUUGCUUAUGGAAGCAGCGCCAGUCAUAUUGGCGCAACCCUCCAUACACAGCAGUGCGAUUUUUCUUCACAGUCUUCAUAGCGUUGAUGUUUGGGACAAUAUUCUGGGACCUCGGCUCCAAAACGAAUAGGAGCCAAGAUCUGUUAAACGCAAUGGGAUCAAUGUAUGUUGCUGUUCUCUUCCUUGGCUUCCAAAAUAUGACAGCCGUUCAGCCAGUUGUUGCUGUAGAAAGAACGGUCUUUUACAGAGAAAGAGCUGCUGGAAUGUACUCAGAAAUGCCAUAUGCCUUUGCACAGGUCGUAAUUGAGUUCCCUUAUGUUUUUGCUCAAGCGCUUGUCUAUGGUGUCAUAGUCUAUGCAAUGAUUGGAUUCGAAUGGACUGCUGCCAAGUUCUUCUGGUACAUAUUCUUCAUGUACUUCACAUUGCUGUAUUUCACCUUCUAUGGGAUGAUGACUGUGGCUGUGUCACCAAACCACCACAUCGCUGCUAUAGUCGCCGCUGCCUUUUCUGCACUUUGGAACCUCUUUACGGGGUUCAUAAUUCCUCGUCCAAGUAUUCCUAUAUGGUGGAGAUGGUACUAUUGGAUGUGUCCAGUUGCUUGGACCUUGUAUGGACUGGUGGUAUCACAAUUUGGUGAUCUGAAGAACCAGUUGGAAUCCGGUGAAACAGUGGAAGAAUAUGUAAGGAACACUUUGGGCUUCAGACAUGAUUGGCUAGGCAUAGUUGCAGCCGUAAUCGUCGGCAUCACAGUAUUCUUUGCAGCUGUCUUUGCUAUCUCCAUAAAAAUAUUCAACUUCCAAAGGAGAUAGAGCUUCCUUAUGAUUUUUUUUUUUCAGAGCAGAAUGAUCUACUUGUACUAAUAGUAGAGUUUCAUUAAAUAAUUAUACUAGCUUUUG